Messenger RNA from Phragmites australis (common reed), 1581 nucleotides. Its product is annotated as probable inorganic phosphate transporter 1-7. The coding region runs from base 1 to 1581 and encodes 526 amino acids. The transcript has 2 exons. Gene Ontology annotation, molecular function: phosphate transmembrane transporter activity. Gene Ontology annotation, cellular component: membrane. Lineage: Eukaryota; Viridiplantae; Streptophyta; Magnoliopsida; Poales; Poaceae. Gene Ontology annotation, biological process: transmembrane transport; phosphate ion transport. The record is from RefSeq and is a predicted model, not a curated record.
AUGGCGGGCGAGCAGAUGCACGUGCUAUCGGCGCUGGACGGCGCCAAGACCCAAUGGUACCACUUCACGGCCAUCAUUGUCGCCGGCAUGGGCUUCUUCACCGACGCCUACGACCUCUUCUGCAUCUCCCUCGUCACCAAGCUCAUCGGCCGCGUCUACUACACCGUCGACGGCUCGCCCAAGCCCGGCAGCCUGCCGCCGGACGUAUCGGCGGCCGUGAACGGCGUGGCCUUCGUUGGCACGCUAUCGGGGCAGCUGUUUUUUGGGUGGCUCGGCGACAAGGUCGGCCGGAAGAGCGUCUACGGCAUGACGCUCUUGAUGAUGAUCAUUUGCUCCGUGGCGUCGGGGCUGUCAUUCGGCCACUCGCCGACGUGCGUCAUGAGCACGCUCUGCUUCUUUCGUUUCUGGCUCGGAUUCGGCAUUGGCGGCGACUACCCGUUGUCGGCCACCAUCAUGUCCGAGUACGCGAACAAGCGGACACGGGGCGCGUUCAUCGCUGCCGUGUUCGCGAUGCAGGGGUUCGGCAUCCUGGCCGGAGGCGCAGUGGCGAUCGGCAUCACCGCGCUGUUCAAGAGCCAGUUCCCCGCGCCUCCGUACGCCGUCGACCCGGUGGCGUCCACCCCGCCGCAGGCCGACUUCGUGUGGCGCAUAAUCCUCAUGUUCGGGGCCGUGCCCGCCGCGCUCACCUUCUACUGGCGGAUGAAGAUGCCGGAGACGGCGCGGUACACUGCGCUCAUCGCAAAGAAUGCCGAGCGCGCCGCGGCCGACAUGUCCAAGGUGCUCCAGGUCGAGAUCACCAAGCAGCAGGCGGAGGUCGCGCCGGCGGCGUCGCACUGCAAGCAGUCCUUCGGCCUCUUCUCCUCGGAAUUCGUGCGCCGGCACGGGCUCCACCUCGUCGGCACGACGUCGACGUGGCUGCUCCUCGACAUCGCGUACUACUCGCAGAACCUGUUCCAGAAGGACAUCUUCAGCGCGAUCGGGUGGAUCCCCGCGGCGCAGACGAUGAGCGCGAUGGACGAGCUGUACCAUAUCGCGCGCGCUCAGACGCUGAUCGCUCUGUGCGGCACGGUGCCGGGGUACUGGUUCACGGUGGCGUUCAUCGACGUGAUCGGGCGAUUCAAGAUCCAGGCGGUGGGGUUCUUCAUGAUGACGGCGUUCAUGCUGGGGCUGGCGGUGCCGUAUGAGCACUGGACGAGCGCGGGCAACCACACCUGGUUCGUGGUGAUGUACGGGUUCACCUUCUUCUUCGCCAACUUCGGGCCGAACGCGACGACGUUCAUCGUGCCGGCGGAGAUAUACCCGGCGCGGCUGCGCGCGACGUGCCACGGGAUUUCGGCGGCGUCGGGGAAGGUUGGCGCGAUCAUCGGGUCGUUCGGGUUCCUGUACCUGGCUCAGAGCCAGGACCCGGCCAAGACGGCGCACGGGUACAGCCCGGGCAUCGGCGUGCGCAACUCGCUCCUCCUGCUCGCCGUCUGCAGCUUCACGGGGUUUCUGCUCACCUUCCUCGUGCCGGAGCCCAAGGGCAAGUCGCUCGAGGAAAUGUCGCCAAACUCACUCGUUGAAGUGUUAGCACAAGAAUAG